AUGAGCAUCUUCCACAAUCAAGGAGUUGUUGAACUUCAUAGAGAAUCGAUCAAAGUCCAUGAUUGGCAUCUGUACAUCAAUAUCGUCGUCCCAUUCAAACACGAGUCCAUCCCAGUACCAACUCAACAAAGUUCCGUGAGCCAAAAACGAGAUAAUUCCUUCCUUGUACGUGAACUGCAGCCACGUGUGGAGGAUACGAUGCAAUGUGAGCUUACGCUUUUCGUUCACAUCAUCGAACUCGUUAACCUUAGACUCUGUCAUGAAUCCAUUGAAAAAUCUGGAAUCAUAAUGUCCUCCAUUCUCUGUAACUUUGUGGCCAUUGAACGUAGCAGGCCAGUUGAUGUUGACCUCUUUGAAAGCUUUGUCAAGCUUUUUAUCAGGAACAGAAGCAGAGUACUUGAGGACAUCCAAGUGUCUCAUCUCUUUCUGAGAAAGCUGAUCGAUCCGAUUUUCGUAAUCGGCGAUGAUUUCUUCGUAUGGAUAAUAAAAUCUCUCCACGGGUAUAUCGUAUCUGAAAUCAUUCUCUGCCACAAACACCAAAUCGAAAUCAAUGUCACCCUUCUUUGCUGGAACUGUACUAGUAAGACGUUCCAGUUCUCGGAUCGGGUCGGCGACCGCAAAUUCCUCAUCUCCAAUGAAGUUGGAAUAAAGACCGCUAUUCAUCAUCGUAGAAUCUUCUGUAACCGAAACCUCAUAAGUGCCAUUCACGGUAAGGAACAGAAUGGAAGACGGAACAGGAGCGUAAGAUAG
Ogataea philodendri is the source of this 750-nucleotide messenger RNA. RefSeq lists its product as uncharacterized. The transcript has a single exon. The coding region runs from base 1 to 750 and encodes 249 amino acids. NCBI's taxonomy places the organism in Eukaryota, Fungi, Ascomycota, Pichiomycetes, Pichiales, Pichiaceae. The record is from RefSeq and is a predicted model, not a curated record.